CUGUCCUAACGACAUCAAAUUCAAGAUCAAAUCUCAACAGAAAAAGCUUCUCCGCACAUCUCUUUCUCUUUAGUGUUUGAAAAUGUCAGGUCGUGGAAAGGGAGGAAAGGGAUUGGGAAAGGGGGGAGCGAAGAGGCACAGAAAGGUGCUUCGUGAUAACAUUCAGGGAAUCACGAAACCCGCCAUUCGCCGUUUGGCUCGCAGGGGAGGCGUCAAGAGAAUCAGUGGCCUCAUCUAUGAGGAGACACGUGGCGUCCUCAAGAUCUUCUUGGAGAACGUCAUUCGCGAUGCCGUUACCUACACCGAGCACGCUCGCCGCAAAACCGUUACUGCCAUGGAUGUUGUUUAUGCCCUCAAGAGGCAGGGAAGGACUCUCUAUGGUUUCGGUGGUUGAUUCUAUUUAGGGUUUAGUAUUUGCUCGUGCUUGUAAAUGUUUCACGAAUUCGGUGUUAUAGGUUUUUAUGGAUUUUAUCAUCUUGAUGAAGUGUUUUUGUUUUUGUUUUUGUUUUUGGAUAAUUUGUUUUGUGGUCAAAUUGAGUGGGCGGUGCCUGCCUUUGUUCAAUUAGAGCCUCGAGUGCAGAAUGCAAAAUAUUAGCACUAACUAGCAAUGAAUUUAAAUUUGUCCCAUCUAAAGGUUAUUAGUAUUACAAUUAGUGAUUUCUAGUGUCUUCGGUUUAGUUUUGUUGAUUUUAAAAUCCUGGUUUGUAUGUUCAAAUUAUAUUUUGGUAUAGGCGGGUCCUUCCUCUUUGCAACUACCUGCAAUCUUCUUCAGCUA
Messenger RNA from Arachis stenosperma, 775 nucleotides. RefSeq names its product histone H4. The transcript has a single exon. Gene Ontology annotation, biological process: nucleosome assembly. Bases 83 to 394 code for a protein of 103 amino acids. Lineage: Eukaryota; Viridiplantae; Streptophyta; Magnoliopsida; Fabales; Fabaceae. Gene Ontology annotation, molecular function: structural constituent of chromatin; protein heterodimerization activity; DNA binding. The record is from RefSeq and is a predicted model, not a curated record. Gene Ontology annotation, cellular component: nucleosome.